Messenger RNA from Kogia breviceps (pygmy sperm whale), 430 nucleotides. NCBI's taxonomy places the organism in Eukaryota, Metazoa, Chordata, Mammalia, Artiodactyla, Physeteridae. The record is from RefSeq and is a predicted model, not a curated record.
AUGAAGGUAGGGAAGGAGGCGGAGAAAGAAGGAAGUAUCCAGGCUGAGCAUCGUGAAGGGGCCUCACCCACCAGCAGCCUCCUGCUGCUACUGUUGCUCCUAAGCCCAGGCCCUGGAGGAGCAUUGCCGCUGGCACCCAGCACUACAUCGUGCUGUACUCAGUUCUACCAACAGCCACUCUCAAGCAAACUACUGAGGAAGGUCAUCCAAGUGGAAUUUCAGGAAGCUGAUGGGGACCAUCACCUCCAGGCCUUCGUGUUUCACCUGUCUUGAUGCAGCAUCUGCAUCCACCCCCAGAACCGCAGCCUGACUCUAUUUGACUGCCAAGGGAAGAGGCUCCAGGGGACUCUGCCCAACUGAGUUUGGAGAUGAUAGGGAAAAUGGGCCGGGGCCUCCAGUAGCCAAAAUAAUAAAGCAGCAUUGCCCAAUA